This is a messenger RNA of Homo sapiens (human), 1604 nucleotides long. RefSeq names its product leukocyte immunoglobulin like receptor A3 (gene LILRA3). The coding region runs from base 93 to 1412 and encodes 439 amino acids. The record is from RefSeq and is marked reviewed. NCBI's taxonomy places the organism in Eukaryota, Metazoa, Chordata, Mammalia, Primates, Hominidae. The transcript is spliced from 7 exons. Gene Ontology annotation, cellular component: extracellular region.
GAGCCUCCAAGUGUCCACACCCUGUGUGUCCUCUGUCCUGCCAGCACCGAGGGCUCAUCCAUCCACAGAGCAGUGCAGUGGGAGGAGACGCCAUGACCCCCAUCCUCACGGUCCUGAUCUGUCUCGGGCUGAGCCUGGACCCCAGGACCCACGUGCAGGCAGGGCCCCUCCCCAAGCCCACCCUCUGGGCUGAGCCAGGCUCUGUGAUCACCCAAGGGAGUCCUGUGACCCUCAGGUGUCAGGGGAGCCUGGAGACGCAGGAGUACCAUCUAUAUAGAGAAAAGAAAACAGCACUCUGGAUUACACGGAUCCCACAGGAGCUUGUGAAGAAGGGCCAGUUCCCCAUCCUAUCCAUCACCUGGGAACAUGCAGGGCGGUAUUGCUGUAUCUAUGGCAGCCACACUGCAGGCCUCUCAGAGAGCAGUGACCCCCUGGAGCUGGUGGUGACAGGAGCCUACAGCAAACCCACCCUCUCAGCUCUGCCCAGCCCUGUGGUGACCUCAGGAGGGAAUGUGACCAUCCAGUGUGACUCACAGGUGGCAUUUGAUGGCUUCAUUCUGUGUAAGGAAGGAGAAGAUGAACACCCACAAUGCCUGAACUCCCAUUCCCAUGCCCGUGGGUCAUCCCGGGCCAUCUUCUCCGUGGGCCCCGUGAGCCCAAGUCGCAGGUGGUCGUACAGGUGCUAUGGUUAUGACUCGCGCGCUCCCUAUGUGUGGUCUCUACCCAGUGAUCUCCUGGGGCUCCUGGUCCCAGGUGUUUCUAAGAAGCCAUCACUCUCAGUGCAGCCGGGUCCUGUCGUGGCCCCUGGGGAGAAGCUGACCUUCCAGUGUGGCUCUGAUGCCGGCUACGACAGAUUUGUUCUGUACAAGGAGUGGGGACGUGACUUCCUCCAGCGCCCUGGCCGGCAGCCCCAGGCUGGGCUCUCCCAGGCCAACUUCACCCUGGGCCCUGUGAGCCGCUCCUACGGGGGCCAGUACACAUGCUCCGGUGCAUACAACCUCUCCUCCGAGUGGUCGGCCCCCAGCGACCCCCUGGACAUCCUGAUCACAGGACAGAUCCGUGCCAGACCCUUCCUCUCCGUGCGGCCGGGCCCCACAGUGGCCUCAGGAGAGAACGUGACCCUGCUGUGUCAGUCACAGGGAGGGAUGCACACUUUCCUUUUGACCAAGGAGGGGGCAGCUGAUUCCCCGCUGCGUCUAAAAUCAAAGCGCCAAUCUCAUAAGUACCAGGCUGAAUUCCCCAUGAGUCCUGUGACCUCGGCCCACGCGGGGACCUACAGGUGCUACGGCUCACUCAGCUCCAACCCCUACCUGCUGACUCACCCCAGUGACCCCCUGGAGCUCGUGGUCUCAGGAGCAGCUGAGACCCUCAGCCCACCACAAAACAAGUCCGACUCCAAGGCUGGUGAGUGAGGAGAUGCUUGCCGUGAUGACGCUGGGCACAGAGGGUCAGGUCCUGUCAAGAGGAGCUGGGUGUCCUGGGUGGACAUUUGAAGAAUUAUAUUCAUUCCAACUUGAAGAAUUAUUCAACACCUUUAACAAUGUAUAUGUGAAGUACUUUAUUCUUUCAUAUUUUAAAAAUAAAAGAUAAUUAUCCAUGAGAAA